This is a messenger RNA of Trichechus manatus latirostris (Florida manatee), 1907 nucleotides long. It is a transcript of the gene WRAP73, whose product is annotated as WD repeat containing, antisense to TP73. The transcript is spliced from 12 exons. Gene Ontology annotation, cellular component: microtubule organizing center; mitotic spindle; MWP complex. Gene Ontology annotation, molecular function: protein binding. Bases 12 to 1664 code for a protein of 550 amino acids. Lineage: Eukaryota; Metazoa; Chordata; Mammalia; Sirenia; Trichechidae. Gene Ontology annotation, biological process: microtubule anchoring at mitotic spindle pole body. The record is from RefSeq and is a predicted model, not a curated record.
UAAGCCCCACAAUGCCGUGCGGCCACCGGGAUCCUGAUAGGCUGUGCUCGCUUCCCGCCUUCCCCGGGUUUCCGGCUGGGAUCCGGCGGGCGGCGGUUGGCGAGGGCGGCGGUCACGGUGGAAGGCCCGGCGGAGGUCGACCUGGAGGGUCAGGCUGGGACCGAGGCGGGCCGGCGGGCUUGCAGGCUCGGGUUCGGCCCGGGCACAGCCUUGGCCCGCCGGCCGCUCUCCAGAGGAGCCGGUCUCGUCGCCGCGGGCUGCUGAGGCGAGACUCCGGACCUUGGGCCCUCGGGAGGGAGGCCGCCAUGAACUUCUCCGAAGUCUUCAAGCUGUCCAGCCUGCUUAGCAAGUUCUCCCCGGACGGGAAGUACCUGGCUUCGUGUGUACAGUACCGUCUAGUGGUCCGAGAUGUGAACACACUUCAGAUCCUUCAGCUCUACACAUGCCUGGACCAGAUCCAGCACAUAGAGUGGUCGGCCGACUCGCUCUUUAUCCUGUGCGCCAUGUACAAACGAGGGCUUGUGCAGGUCUGGUCUUUGGAACAGCCAGAUUGGCACUGCAAGAUAGACGAGGGCUCGGCAGGGCUGGUGGCUUCGUGCUGGAGCCCGGAUGGUCGCCACAUCCUCAACACAACUGAGUUCCACCUGCGGAUAACUGUCUGGUCCUUGUGUACAAAGUCUAUAUCUUACAUCAAAUAUCCUAAAGCUUGUCAACAGGGAAUCACCUUCACCAGGGAUGGCCGCUACAUGGCACUGGCAGAGAGGCGGGACUGCAAGGACUACAUCAGCAUCUUUGUUUGCAGUGACUGGCAGCUCCUGAGGCACUUUGAGACCGACACCCAGGACCUCGUCGGGAUUGAGUGGGCUCCCAAUGGCUGUGUGCUGGCCGUGUGGGACACCUGCCUGGAGUAUAAGAUCCUCCUGUACUCCUUGGACGGCCGGUUGCUGUCGACCUACUGUGCGUACGAGUGGUCCCUGGGCAUCAAGUCUGUGGCCUGGAGCCCUAGCAGCCAGUUCCUGGCAGUUGGAAGCUACGAUGGAAAGGUGCGCAUUCUAAAUCAUGUGACUUGGAAGAUGAUUACGGAGUUUGAGCAUCCUGUGACCAUUAACAAUCCCAAGAUCAUUGUCUAUAGGGAGGCAGAGAAGAGUCCGAAACUGGGGCUGGGGGGCCUUCCCUUCCCACCCCCGAGAGCAGUGGCCAGGCCUCUCUCCACCAUGGAGACGAAAUACGAGAUUGCCUCCCUGCCAGUCUCUCUGCAGACCCUGAAACCCGUCACCGACAGGGCAAACCCCAGGAUCGGCGUCGGCAUGCUGGCCUUCAGCCCUGACAACUACUACUUGGCAACAAGGAACGACAACAUCCCAAACGCCGUGUGGAUCUGGGACGUUCAAAAGCUCAGGCUGUUCGUGGUGCUGGAGCAGCUGGCCCCCGUGCGCUCCUUCCAGUGGGACCCGCAGCAUGCCCGCCUGGCCAUCUGCACAGGAGGCAGCCGCGUCUACCUGUGGUCACCGGCAGGCUGCGUGUCAGUGCAGGUGCCUGUGGAAGGUGAUUUCCAUGUGCUCGCCCUGUGCUGGCAUCUGAGUGGGGACUCCCUGGCCCUCCUCAGCAAGGACCACUUCUGCCUGUGUUUCCUGGAAACUAAGGAGGGGGCUGGCACAGCCUGAGGGCCUGGGCAAAUGUGCUGUGCUGGCCCAGAGCAGCAGCUCAGCACCGCUCACAAGGGGAAGGAGCAGAGCAUGUCGGGGCUGCUCUCUGACCGUCCACGUUAAAUUAUUUAUUUUUCUAUAGUGAGGCAUUUUUGUAAAUAUGUAUGGUAUGAAACUAAUUUUUAUUACUUAAAAUAAACAUUUCUAGCUCAUAAAAUCAUUGAUGCUUGUUUUCUUGAAGUUUAGGUCUCAAAUAUUUUC